Pterocles gutturalis (yellow-throated sandgrouse) is the source of this 1507-nucleotide messenger RNA. It is a transcript of the gene SIDT1, whose product is annotated as SID1 transmembrane family, member 1. Lineage: Eukaryota; Metazoa; Chordata; Aves; Pterocliformes; Pteroclidae. The annotation marks the transcript as partial. The record is from RefSeq and is a predicted model, not a curated record. The transcript has 16 exons. Gene Ontology annotation, cellular component: membrane.
GUAGAUGCAGUGCGGGUGUACGUGAACAGCAGCUCUGAGAACCUCCAGUAUCCUGUCCUGUUUGUAGUUCGCCAGCAGAAGGGAGUGUUGUCAUGGCAAGUCCCACUAAUUUUUCGAGGCCUCUAUCAGAGGACCUACAAUUACCAAGAAGUGAGUCGGACCCUCUGUCCCUCUGAGCCAACACCUGAGACAAGACCCUCUGAGCAGAUUAUAUUUGUGGACGUCGCUUCCAUGGCACCAUUUAAUAUUGCAUAUGAGCUGCUAGUUACCAGACUCGAGAACUUCCAACUUGAGACCAACAAAGCCUUUAAUUUUACUGCCAGUCCUUCCCAGCCCCAGUACUUUCUGUACAAGUUUCCUCAGGAUGUCGAUUCGGUCGUCAUCAAAGUGGUGUCUGAUGCAGUCUACCCAUGCUCGGUUGUCUCUGUCCAGGAUAUUGUGUGCCCAGUGUAUGACCUGGACCAUAAUGUGGAGUUCAACGGUGUUUACCAGUCUAUGACAAAGCAAGCAGCUAUAACAGUGCAGAGAAAGGACUUCCCAGGUGAGCAGUUCUUCGUUGUGUUUGUCAUCAAGCCGGAGGAUUACGCCUGUGGGGGUUCUGUGCCUUCCUCCAUUCAUGGGAAUGUUAACCGUACCUGGAACUUGCAGCGGACGAAGAACCUUCAAGUGACGAUUGUGCCCUCUAUUAAAAAGUCUGUUUAUGUCCAGGCCAUGUUCUUCAGCUUCCUGAGUUUCCUCUCUUUUUACCUGGGCUCAGUGGUGGUUGCUUUUGUGCACUACAUCAGGGUUCGGAGGAAGGCUUCAGCUGGGAGAUGGAGUCCUGAGGAUGGAUCUGGGAUUAGGGCGUCUUCGCACCCCAUCACAGCUAGCACCCCUGAGGGAAGCAGCUACGGUGCUAUCGAUGAAUCAAGCUCCAGCGGUGGACAGCAGUUGUCUUCCCCUGGGCGUGGGCCACCAGCUGGUUCUGACACAGACAGCUCUGUGGAGGAGGAGAGUGACUUUGACACCAUGCCAGAAAUCGAAAGUGAUAAGAAUGUCAUCCGCACUAAGGUGUUCCUCUAUUUAUCAGACUUGUCCAGGAAGGACCGAAGGAUUGUCAGCAAAAAAUACAAAAUCUAUUUCUGGAACAUCAUCACUAUUGCCGUGUUUUAUGCCCUGCCAGUCAUCCAGCUUGUCAUCACUUACCAGACGGUAGUGAACGUCACAGGCAAUCAGGACAUCUGCUACUACAACUUUCUGUGCUCUCAUCCCCUUGGGGUGCUGAGUGCCUUCAACAACAUCCUCAGCAAUGUGGGCCACAUGCUGCUGGGCUUUCUCUUCCUCCUCAUUGUGUUGCGCAGGGAUAUCCUCCACCGUCGAGCCAUGGAGAUGAAAGAUGUCUAUACCCUGGACUACGGGAUCCCAAAGCAUUUUGGUCUCUUUUAUGCUAUGGGCAUCGCUCUGAUGAUGGAAGGGGUGCUCAGUGCCUGUUAUCACGUUUGCCCUAAUUACUCCAAUUUUCAGUUUG